This is a messenger RNA of Mizuhopecten yessoensis (Yesso scallop), 1179 nucleotides long. RefSeq lists its product as uncharacterized. The transcript has 8 exons. Bases 68 to 913 code for a protein of 281 amino acids. The record is from RefSeq and is a predicted model, not a curated record. Lineage: Eukaryota; Metazoa; Mollusca; Bivalvia; Pectinida; Pectinidae.
AUAGCUACCCUAUUAAGUCCGCCGUAACGUGGGGGCUGUCAAGGUAGGCUGUCACUGCUUCAGAAGGAUGAUGUCUCUGGGAGCUUUCGUCGUGAUCGGCAUUUUUGCCACCAGCAAUGCCUUCCUAUUUGGAGAUCCAGACUGGAACAACCUUAGAGUGACAUGGAGUCUGAAUCCGUUAGAUACCUUGGGAUUCAAUGCGAUGCCAAGAACAGUCGAUGAGGCUAAAGCUCAAGGGUUCGUAAUGGAUUCUGAUUGUGGAGAAAUUGCUGGUCUACAAGGAAAACGCUUUGUGAAAGGACGAGACUACGGCCUGGUUCUAGUGUACGAUAAGAAUGGGUACAUCGCUGGGAUCCAGAUAGGAGUACCGAAGAACGACAGCGCUGGGUUCCCUCCUGUCAACCAGAUUAACCAUCCGUUUGUGCUCGUGGGCAACACGUACUUCGUAACCGCUUACUUCACCAACCCAGCCACCAUCUGCAGCAUUGGUAGGACGGCGGCCCAGUACGCCUCUCACGGUACUGGCGACUCUCUCUAUAUCCAGAACGGUACUGAUCCUGUCGCCGAUUCUUUGAAAAUCCCCAUGGUCGAGACGGACGUCUCCACUACCAAGUGGACGAAAGGACAUUGCUUUGUCUCUAUGGGUAUGCAUUACUGGUAUGACGUGAAAGCCGACAUGUCAUGUGACGAUUUCUUCCCUGUCUUCCUGCUGUACAAUCAUGGCAAGCUGAACGCUUUUGGCUGGGCUCUCGGUAGGGCUAUGGACACUACCCGAUAUCCUUAUUUGGAACAUCCCUCGGGUAACGUCAUCAAGAGCUUCAUAAACCCUGUACCUCACUGCUUGGUGGCUAAACCUGCGCUGUCUACCUUACACAUCUAUUUGACCAACAUUCCCUUGGCAGACACAUGCUAAUUGGCGCUUGCAGAUAUUCUUACGAUUGUAAAACUAGUAUGACUUAUUGUGUCUCAUAAUUAUUCUAAUUUUAAUCAACAAGCCUGUACAUUUAUCGGUAAUUUACGCCUAACAUGACGUUACCUUCUGAUAUAUACUUUUCGAAGUGGUAAAUUUAUAAGGAAUGCGUCAUCUCGAUAUUGUCAACAUACCAGAGAGGUUGAAGAACUUCGAUGCAGUUAGAAGAUACGAUAUGUUUACUGCAAUAAAAUCCUAAAGUAAGUCGA